Messenger RNA from Anoplophora glabripennis (Asian longhorned beetle), 897 nucleotides. Its product is annotated as gastrula zinc finger protein XlCGF42.1-like. Gene Ontology annotation, cellular component: nucleus. The transcript is spliced from 2 exons. Gene Ontology annotation, biological process: regulation of transcription by RNA polymerase II. Bases 1 to 897 code for a protein of 298 amino acids. Gene Ontology annotation, molecular function: RNA polymerase II transcription regulatory region sequence-specific DNA binding; DNA-binding transcription factor activity, RNA polymerase II-specific. Lineage: Eukaryota; Metazoa; Arthropoda; Insecta; Coleoptera; Cerambycidae. The record is from RefSeq and is a predicted model, not a curated record.
AUGGUGUCAACAAGAAGGCUAUCAAGGAUAGAAGAAAGAAAAAUAAAAAACUCGCCCAAUCUGCAACGGCUAAAACCGAACAAAAUCGAACCCACCGAACUGGAUACACCCCUUCAGUGCAACCAAUGCCCCGAAUCAUACAAAAACAACGUAGACUUCGCCCUACAUUCGAAAACCCAUUCCCAGGACGGAAAAUACUGUUGCCACUUGUGCGAUCACAAGGUAAAAUCCAGACUCAACUUCGAGAACCACGUCAGAGCUCAUGAGAACUCCAAUAUGUACAAGUGUGAGGUCUGCGACAAGGUAUUCAAGGUCAGCACCCAAGCCAUGGAACACAAGAACGUCCACACUGGCGAGAAACCGUUCCCCUGUGAAAUCUGUGGGAAGCGGUUCACGUAUUCUAGGGUGUUGAGCGCUCAUAGACGCACUUCCCACCACCAGAUCAUCACAGGUAAACCUCUGGUGAAGUACGAUUGCAAGGUGUGCAAGAAACACUACGAGUCUUACCCGGGCUUACAGAGCCACAUGUACAACAAACACAACGACACCGGCGAGGAUAAGUCCGUGAUAUGUCACGUGUGUGGGAAAAAGAUAAAAAAUAGGAACAAGUUCAGGUUCCACAGCAGAAUACACACCGGCGACAAGCCCUUUGCCUGUAUCGUCUGUUCUAAGAGCUUCAAUAAGAGAGAUAUUCUGGUAGAGCACAUGCGUGUCCAUACGGGAGAAAAACCGUUCUCGUGUAAAGUUUGUGGAAAAACGUUCGCGCAACGCGCGCCUCUGUGGUAUCAUAGAAAAACGCACACGGGGGAGAGGCCCAACGUUUGUCCCUUAUGCGGGAAGGGAUUUAUUUCGAAACCAGCCAUGGAAAACCACGUGAAGAGUUGUUACAGGACAUAG